This is a messenger RNA of Phaeoacremonium minimum UCRPA7, 858 nucleotides long. RefSeq lists its product as hypothetical. The record is from RefSeq and is a predicted model, not a curated record. Lineage: Eukaryota; Fungi; Ascomycota; Sordariomycetes; Togniniales; Togniniaceae. Bases 1 to 858 code for a protein of 285 amino acids. The transcript has 2 exons.
AUGGUCUCUUACACGCUUGUCUUCGCCGCUCUGGCCGCCGCUGUCUCUGGCGCGCCAUGCGCGUCCAACGCAACCAUCAAGUGUCCCAUCGUCUUCGACGGCCGGAUUGCCGCCUCAGCGGCUCUGACCGACCUCGACAGCUCGUCCACGUCGCCCUUCAACCCAGACUACGUCAAGGGCAACAGCCUCAAGUGGAGCAACAUCAUCCUGUUCCCCUCGGUGCCCAACAGCCGCUUCGACAAUGCCUCGCACAGGCCUCUCGAGGUGACACUGUCCGACAAGUCUGUCUUCCAGUCGCAGAACGGCUUCCGCCGCGCGGGCCUGCAGUUUGCCGGCGACAGCAACAACGGCUCGCCCGGCUACACGGGCAUCAAGACGCUGCACUUCAGCGUCAAGCAGGACCCGGCGCGCGCUCUGAACCUCAGCCACGAGUACCUCAACGUAUGGCACGAAGCCGCCGACUACAGUGCCGACCAGAUCAUGUUCGAGACGGGCACCAUCCUCGGCCAGACGGGCCUGCCUAAGAACACGUUCAAGUUCUUCGACCGCAACAUGAAGCAGCUGUGGAGCACCGCCGUCGACGGCACCGCUUGGCAGAACUUCGCCGUAACUCUGAAUAUAAAUAGCAACACCGUGCAGGUUUACUACUCCAAGGAUGACGAGCCGCUCAAGUCGGUGACCAGUGCUGUUUCAGCCGAUUUGUCGGGACAAGGGCAAUUCCAGAUCGGUAUCCUGAAGAAACCCACAGGUACCUCAGAUGUUGUAAACUCGGGCUAUCAAGAGAGUGGGCUAAAUGAAGGCCAAAUCUACGGGGGUCUUUUUAUUGAGGACAGCUCGAACGGUUGCAUUUCCCUCUAA